AUGGUGAAUAAAUAUACAGCAUGUGCUGGAAAGUGCAAGGUGAGAUGCUUAAAGGCAACAUCGCAAGAAGAUUGCCUGAAGUAUUUCAACUUAUGUUGCGAUAAGUGUAACUAUUGUGUUCCAUCAGGUACUUUUGAAAAUAGAGACGAAUAUCCUUGCUACCGCGAUUUGAAAAACUCCAAAGGCGAAUCAAAGUGUCCCUAA
Molecule: messenger RNA, 204 nt
Organism: Thlaspi arvense
Lineage: Eukaryota; Viridiplantae; Streptophyta; Magnoliopsida; Brassicales; Brassicaceae
Source: the annotation of a GenBank genome assembly